AGUUUUAAAUUCUAUUACAAACUGGUAAAACAAUGAAGGGGAUUCUGUUUUGUGUACUAAUGUCGCUGAUUUUCAAGGCUUACGCACUGCUUCCGAAAACCUAUGAAGGGCGUUUCGUAUCGCUGACCUUUAAUAACACCAAGGUCUUGGAUAUAAGCCAAAUUAAGUUAUUGGGACGAGAACGCGUGCUAAAUGGCACUUUAGAGUUGAAGGAGGAUCUGGAUGAAUCAGUUGUGUUUGCCGGUGAAACUUUCAUCGAUUCCAUGGGCGAUGGCGAGUACAAGCAGCUUCCCUUUACCGCUCCCAAGCAAUCCAUCUGCAAGGCAUUGGCGGCCUAUUGGUUGUACUUUGAGGACAGUGUGAAGUACGGAGUAAACACGGACUUUCCCGGUCAUACCCACCCGUGUCCCAUACCCAAGGGAAAGUACUACGUAAAGGAUGUAGUCAUCAAGCCCGACAAGUGGCCAGCUAUGAUGCCGCGCGGCUUUGUGAAGGCCGUGGGCACCGUUUUCAAAAACGACGAAGUUAUUGGCAGUGCAGAAAUUGUUGCACAAAUUACCGACUUGGCUUAG
Messenger RNA from Drosophila erecta, 572 nucleotides. RefSeq lists its product as uncharacterized. The transcript has 2 exons. NCBI's taxonomy places the organism in Eukaryota, Metazoa, Arthropoda, Insecta, Diptera, Drosophilidae. Bases 33 to 572 code for a protein of 179 amino acids. The record is from RefSeq and is a predicted model, not a curated record.